Messenger RNA from Linum trigynum, 2042 nucleotides. The record is from the annotation of a GenBank genome assembly. NCBI's taxonomy places the organism in Eukaryota, Viridiplantae, Streptophyta, Magnoliopsida, Malpighiales, Linaceae.
CAUAGGUUUUUCUGCUCUAUAUUUAUUUAUUUUUCAAUAAAUAAUUUUCCUGCAAAGCUACCUUUCCCGCCGUCCCUUCCUGAAACCCAGAGGGUCCCGUUUCUUGCUCCUACUCCUGUCUCCUACCCAUCUCCGCCGGCAUCCCCACAGCCGCUCACCGCUCUCUCUUUGCUUCCUAUCUAUUUUCCCUCCACCAACCAAUCGAAAUUUCACGACUUGUUCAGUUUUGAGUCAAUCAUUCAAUCAGCGCCUUUUCAGUUCACCCGGAACCCUAAACCCAGUUUCUCCGGUGAGUGGACUUCAAAUUCCAGACCAAUUUGUUUGCAAAGGUCUUAUCUUUUUCUCUUCCGGCGUAUUGGGCUGGCGAUUCCAACUGGAAAUUCAUCUUCCCCGGCUUCGGAAUUUGUGCUUAAAUGGAAAAUGAAGCAACCGCUGCCCUGAUCGUGAUACCCAAGCUCCAGAAGCUAUCGGAUGCUGCCGAGGAAGAAGAAGAAAGGGGAGAGAGGGAAGGGAUCGAAUUGAAGAGCUUGAGAUUAUGCCUCAAGUUGUUGUGCGUAGAGGAUCAAUCCAAACUCUGGACGGCGUGUCUGUCGUGGUCGGUGUUCUUCCUUCUCGCCAUUGUCAACCCGAUCGUCUCCCACUUUCUCCUUCUAUGCGCUGAUUGUGAUCAAGAGCAUCAGCGGCCUUACGACUCCGUGGUGCAGCUGUCACUAUCUGUUUGUGCUAUCAUUUCUUUCUUCUGCCUGUCUUAUUGGUCUCGCAAGUAUGGGUUCAGGAAGUUUCUGUUUCUGGACAAGUUGGAUGAUGAGAGCCCCCGGAUUCGGCGAGGAUACCAGCAGCAGCUCAAGAGAUCAAUGAAGCUUCUCUGCACAUUUGUGCUGCCAUGUUUCGCGGUUGAGAGCGCGUACAGAAUAUGGUGGUAUGCUACAGGAGCCUUCGAGAUACCCUAUCUGGAGAAUGUGUACUUGAGCGACAUAGUCAUUUGUACAUUGCAACUGGCCAGCUGGGUUUACCGCAUUUCGAUUUUCAUCCUGGUCUGCAUUCUAUACCGGGUCAUUUGCCAUCUCCAGAUACUCAGACUGGAGGAGUUCGCCGACUUCUUUCAGACUGAGAGUGAGGUUGGCUCGAUCUUGAAAGAGCACCUCAGGAUCAGAAGGAACCUGAGGAUUAUCAGCCAUCGGUUCAGAAGGUUCAUUCUCUUGUCUCUGCUGUUGGUCACCGCUAGUCAGCUGAUGUCAUUGCUUGUCACUACUCGGUCCUCUGCUACUAACAACAUCUACGAGGCUGGAGAACUAGCGCUCUGUUCUAUUAAUCUGGUGAUAGGGCUAUUCAUAUGCUUGCGAAGUGCUACGAAGAUCACCCACAAAGCACAGGCCAUAACUAGCCUCGCCGCCAAGUGGCACGUCUGCGCUACUAUCAACUCAUCAUACGAUCCAAACGUGGCGGAUGGCAAUACUCCAACCAGCCAUCGGGUAUUUGAUCCCAGCUGUGGUCAGGUGCACCCCAUCAAUAUAGACUGGGUUUUGGAUGAAGAUGGAGAUGAUAAAGAAGAAGAAGAUGAUGAUGACAACUCUGACAGCUCCAACAUGGUGCCGAUUUUUGCACAUACAAUCUCUUUUCAAAAGAGACAAGCUCUAGUGACUUAUCUAGAGAACAACAAGGCAGGAAUGACGGUAUUUGGGUUCAUGAUGGAUAGAUCAUGGCUUCACACCAUAUUUGGAGUUGAAUUAGCCCUCCUCCUGUGGUUGCUUAAUAAGACAAUAGUGAGUUGGACUUGAAAGAAGCAGUCAAAGCAGGUGGACGCUUGAGUGCUAGCUUGCACAUCAUGAGAGAACUUGCAGACUGACGAUGCUGCAAAUCAAAGACGCCAAGGCUUUUCCAUGCUUAUAUGAGUUAUGUCGUUUGCUGUUUCCUGUAACUCUUAGUGUACAGUGUAUAGCUUUUACGCAUCGAUAUAAUCCAGAUUCCAGACCCAUGUAUUAUUGUAUAUCUGCACGUAUUUUACUUCGCUGAGUAACAGCUAAUAUAAAAUUUUGUACGGC